UGCUGUUUUUUCUCACGAAGGGUCCACAGAGAAACAUUCGCUCGUUCCCCUCUCCUUCCUCGUUCCCAUCUCAGAUCUCAAUCCAUUUGGCCGAGAAUAAUGGAGGACGAUGCGCAGAUAAAGUCAAUUCAUCAUGAAUUAUCCCAAGGGGAUAGGUGCCGUGUUUGCAAGCAUGAAAUUGCUGUCUGUCGUGAUGCACAAGGUCCACCGUGUCAUGUAGGGAUACCGAUCACAAGGUUAUAUCGCUCGAAGAUGUUUGUUUCAUGCGCUAUCCGGCAUAUCUUUGAAGAAGACAUCCAUCGUAUUGAACCAGAUGUGAUGCAAGGAGACAUCAAUAGUUGGACUGCUUACUUUUUUACUUUUGAGAGGCUGCAGUAUGAGGUUACAUUUCAGUAUGAUGAUUUGGCUACAAAGAUCGUGGGUGAGGGAUGGCAGCAGCUUCUAGAUGAUUAUGUUGUGUGUCCAGGCGAUAUGAUGUAUAUCUACAUGAGUAACGGAGGCUACAACCUCUCAGUCGACAUAAAGAGGGAUGGCGUCCAACAGAUACCGCUCAGUUAUGUUGGAAUGUUGUUUCAUUUUGUAUUAUCAUGCUUUUACACGACGAUCUUUAACAUGGUUUUUCUAGUUCUAUCGUGUGUUAAUCUUAACUCAAUAUACAUCUGGCCUGAACGAGAUUAUCUGAUGCGGACAUUCUUCUGUUUUUUUCAUAGUAUUCUAUCCUUGAAACUAGCUGAAAGACCAAAAGAUACGACAAAUAUUAAGGCUCUUGCUAUACACCUUUAACAGA
Messenger RNA from Hordeum vulgare subsp. vulgare (domesticated barley), 787 nucleotides. RefSeq lists its product as uncharacterized. NCBI's taxonomy places the organism in Eukaryota, Viridiplantae, Streptophyta, Magnoliopsida, Poales, Poaceae. The transcript is spliced from 3 exons. The coding region runs from base 100 to 783 and encodes 227 amino acids. The record is from RefSeq and is a predicted model, not a curated record.